CUUGCCCGAGCCCCAUGGCCUGGAUGGACGAGGGGGGCGGGAGGGAGGGAGGGAGGGAGGGAGGGAGGGAGGGAGGGAGGGAGGAGGGAGGGAGGGAGGGAGGGAGGGAGGGAGGGAGGGAGGGAGGGAGGGAGGGAGGGAGGGAGGGAGGGAGGGAGGGAGGGAGGGAGGGAGGGAGGGAGGGAGGGAGGAGGGAGGGAGGGAGGGAGGGAGGAGGGAGGGAGGGAGGGGAGGGAGGGAGGGAGGGAGGGAGGGGAGGGAGGGAGGGAGGGAGGGAGGGAGGGAGGAGGGAGGGAGGGAGGGAGGGAGGGAGGGAGGGAGGGAGGGGACAGAGGAAGGGCGGGAGGGGACGGGAGGGGUCUCUCACCCCCUGAAACUAAUGCACUUUGCGACGAGC
Molecule: messenger RNA, 397 nt
Organism: Closterium sp. NIES-67
Lineage: Eukaryota; Viridiplantae; Streptophyta; Zygnematophyceae; Desmidiales; Closteriaceae
Source: the annotation of a GenBank genome assembly